Molecule: messenger RNA, 2439 nt
Organism: Ailuropoda melanoleuca (giant panda)
Lineage: Eukaryota; Metazoa; Chordata; Mammalia; Carnivora; Ursidae
Gene: NRG2
Product: neuregulin 2
Biological process (GO): nervous system development; intracellular signal transduction; animal organ development
Molecular function (GO): signaling receptor binding
Source: RefSeq, a predicted model, not a curated record
UGCGCAUCGCGGCCCGCUUGCCGCCUGCCCCCUGCCUUAGCUGGCCGCCUCCCCCGGCUGCCGGUGGAGGGCUACGAGGCGCUAACGUUACGCUGUUUCCGGUUUUCUAGCGGGCUCUGUUUCCCCUCCCAAGGCGGCGGCGGCGGAGCGGCGGAGCCCCCCAAAUGGCCUGGCCAGAUGCGGCAGGUUUGCUGCUCAGCGCUGCCGCCGCCGCCACUGGAGAAGGCUCGGUGCAGCAGCUACAGCGACAGCAGCAGCAGCAGCGGCAGCAGCAGCAGCAGCAGCAGCGAGAGGAGCAGCAGCGGCAGCAGCAGCGGCAGCGGCAGCAGCAGCGAGAGCAGCAGCAGCAGCAGCAGCAGCAACAGCAGCAUCUCCCGUCCCGCUGCGCCCCCAGAGCCGCGGCCGCCGCAACAGCCGCAGCCCCGCAGCCCCGCAGCCCGGAGAGCCGCCGCCCGCUCUCGAGCCGCAGCCGCCGGCGGCAUGAGGCGCGACCCGGCCCCCGGCUUCUCCAUGCUGCUCUUCGGUGUGUCGCUCGCCUGCUACUCGCCUAGCCUCAAGUCGGUGCAGGACCAGGCAUACAAGGCACCGGUGGUGGUGGAGGGCAAGGUACAGGGGCUGGCCCCAGCCGGCGGCUCCGGCUCCAACAGCACCCGCGAGCCGCCCGCCUCGGGUCGGGUGGCGCUGGUGAAGGUGCUGGACAAGUGGCCGCUCCGGAGCGGGGGGCUGCAGCGCGAGCAGGUGAUCAGCGUGGGCUCCUGUGCGCCGCUCGAAAGGAACCAGCGCUACAUCUUUUUCCUGGAGCCCACGGAGCAGCCCUUAGUCUUUAAGACGGCCUUUGCCCCCAUCGACACCAACGGCAAAAACCUCAAGAAAGAGGUGGGCAAGAUCCUGUGCACGGACUGCGCCACCCGGCCCAAGCUGAAGAAGAUGAAGAGCCAGACGGGACAGGUGGGUGAGAAGCAGUCCCUGAAGUGCGAGGCGGCGGCGGGCAACCCUCAGCCCUCCUACCGCUGGUUCAAGGACGGCAAGGAGCUCAACCGCAGCCGUGACAUUCGCAUCAAGUACGGCAACGGCAGAAAGAACUCACGACUACAGUUCAACAAGGUGAAGGUGGAGGACGCUGGGGAGUAUGUCUGCGAGGCUGAGAACAUCCUGGGCAAGGACACGGUCCGGGGCCGGCUCCAUGUCAACAGCGUGAGUACCACCCUGUCAUCCUGGUCGGGACACGCCCGGAAGUGCAACGAGACAGCCAAGUCCUAUUGUGUCAAUGGCGGCGUCUGCUACUACAUCGAGGGCAUCAACCAGCUCUCCUGCAAGUGUCCUGUGGGAUACACCGGGGACAGGUGUCAACAGUUCGCAAUGGUCAACUUCUCCAAGCACCUUGGAUUUGAACUAAAGGAAGCUGAGGAGCUGUACCAGAAGAGGGUCCUGACUAUCACCGGCAUCUGCGUGGCUCUGCUCGUAGUGGGCAUUGUCUGCGUGGUCGCCUACUGCAAGACCAAGAAACAGCGGAAACAGAUGCACAAUCAGCUCCGGCAGAACAUGUGCCCGGCCCACCAGAACCGGAGCUUGGCCAACGGGCCCAGCCACCCCCGGCUGGACCCCGAGGAGAUCCAGAUGGCAGAUUACAUCUCCAAGAAUGUGCCGGCCACGGACCAUGUCAUCCGGAGGGAAACCGAGACCACCUUCUCUGGGAGCCACUCCUGUUCUCCUUCUCACCACUGUUCCACGGCCACACCCACCUCCAGCCACAGGCAUGAGAGCCACACGUGGAGCCUGGAACGUUCUGAAAGCCUGACCUCUGACUCCCAGUCGGGCAUCAUGCUGUCAUCGGUGGGCACCAGCAAGUGCAACAGCCCGGCGUGUGUGGAGGCCCGGGCGCGGCGGGCAGCGGCCUACAGCCUGGAAGAGCGGCGCAGGGCUGCCGUGCCACCUUACCACGACUCCAUAGACUCCCUGCGUGACUCCCCACACAGCGAGAGGUAUGUGUCGGCACUGACCACGCCCGCGCGCCUCUCUCCCGUGGACUUCCACUAUUCGCUGGCCACGCAGGUGCCGACUUUUGAGAUCACGUCCCCCAACUCGGCGCACGCAGUGUCACUGCCGCCGGCCGCGCCCAUCAGCUACCGCCUGGCGGAGCAGCAGCCGCUCCUGCGGCAGCCGGCGCCCCCUGGCCCGGGGCCCGGACCCGGCGCGGACAUGCAGCGCAGCUACGACAGCUACUACUACCCCGCGGCGGGACCGGGGCCGCGGCGCGGGGCUUGCGCGCUGGGCGGCAGCCUGGGCAGCCUGCCCGCCAGCCCCUUCCGCAUCCCGGAGGACGACGAGUACGAGACCACGCAGGAGUGCGCGCCCCCGCCCCCGCCGCCUGCUAGCACAGGCUGCAACCCUCCUGCCUCUUCCAAGAAGAUUCGCAAGUUCCUGCCCUGGAGCUACUAG